AUGGUUGUUCUCUCUGAACUCGUGAAUCCUAAACUCUCAGAAGGAUCUUCAUCUUCUUCAUCAACUCAUGGUCAUAGUUCAUCAAUUCGUGGCCAUGGUUCAUCAAUUGAUCGUCAUAGAUAUGACAUAUUUUUAAGUUUUAGAGGUCUGGACACUCGUCUUAAUUUCACCAACUACCUUUAUGAGGCACUUAUAGAGGCCAAUAUCAACACCUUCUUGGUUGAUGAAGAAGAGAUUGAAACAGGGGAAGAUCUUAAACCGGAAUUGGAGACUGCAAUUAAGGCAUCUCGGGGUUCUAUUAUCGUGUUGUCUGAGAAUUACGCUACUUCAACAUGGUGUCUGGAUGAAUUGGAGCUGAUUCUUGAGCAACGUAUGACAUCCAACCAUAUUGUUAUCCCUAUAUUUUAUUGUGUGGAGCCUACCCAUGUCAGGAAGCACAAAGGUAGCUUUGGAGAUGCAAUGGCUAAGCAUAAACGGACAAUGGAGGCAGAGACAGAUGUAAAUAAAAGAAGUCAAUGGGCUCAAAAGAUGGACCGAUGGAAUAAAGCUCUUACAGAAGUUGCUAAUUUAAAAGGAAUUGAUGUAAAAGGAAGGUUUGAGACAAAGUUUAUUGAAGAAAUUGUCAAAGACAUCUACCGUCGAUUACAUGUAUCUUUAAGGAGUGCUCAACCAUUCCUUAUUGGGAUGGACAAUCAUAGUAACUUUGUCACUUCAUGGUUGAAAGAUGGAUCCUCACAUACGACAGACAUACUUACUAUUUUGGGUAUGGGCGGGAUUGGGAAGACAUCUUUAGCCAAAUAUGUCUAUGGGUUGCAUUGUCGUGACUUCCCCACAAGUAGCUAUAUUGAAGAUAUAAGUAGGAGAUGUGAUGGAAAGUUUAAUGGGUUGCUUGAUUUACAAAAACAAAUUUGCAAUGACCUUUUAAAAACAAAUUCAAUUCAAAUUCAUGAUGUUUCAAUAUACACCUCAAAAAUAGAGAAUCUCUUAGCACGUAAAAGGGUGUUUCUAGUUCUUGAUGACAUCGAUAGUCUUGAUCAAUUGGAUGCAUUACUUGGAAGCAAAGGUUUUCAUCCUGGAAGCAAAAUCAUUAUAACAACAAAGGACACAUGGUUGACAGAGAGUUGUGCACUAUUCAAAACAAAAGUUAAACCCAAGCAUGCAAAACACAUCCUUGAAGGCUUAAAUUGGAUUGAAUCAGAACAACUUUUGUGUUUUCAUGCAUUCAUGUGCAAACAUCCAAAGGAUGGUUAUGAAGAGGUGUCAGAUAAGCUUGUUAAGUACUGUCAAGGACAUCCGUUGGCGCUUGAAGUUUUGGGCAAGUCUCUUCAUAAUCGAGAUGUAGCUUACUGGGAAGGGUGCAUAGAAGGGCUAAAGAAAGAAACAGAUUCUCGUGUAAAUAAUAUCUUGAGAAUGAGCUUUCAUUCAUUGCCAUCUAACAAUGAUAAGGAGUUGUUUAAGCAUAUUGCUUGUUUUUUUGUUGGAAUAGAUAGAUAUGUUACUCAAACAAUAUUAAACGCAUGUGAUAUAAACACAAGAGCUGGAAUCACGAAUCUAAUUGACAGAUUCCUUCUUAGUAUCGGAUGGAAUAAUGAAUUCGAGAUGCAUCAGUUGGUUCAAGAGAUGGGAAGAUCCGAAGUAAAAAAAGAAUCAUUUGACAAGCCAUGGAAGCGAAGUCGAUUAUGGUGUCAUAAAGAGUCAUUCAAAGUGUUAAAACAAAAACAGGGUAAGGGAAAUAUUGUAGGCCUUGCACUUGACAUGCGCAUGCUUGAGAAAGAGAAGUUGAGUGGAUCAUUUGAGCUGAACACAGAUGCAUUAAGCAAGAUGGAUAAUCUGAUGCUACUACAACUUAAUUAUGUUCACAUGAAUGGGUCCUACGAGAAAUUUCCGGAUGAAUUAAAAGGCUUGUUUAUGCAUGGGUUCUGUUUAAAGUCUAUACCUUCAGACUUACCUAUGGAGAAUCUUGUUGCUCUUGACAUGUCAUAUAGCAAUAUUGAAUCAUUUGUCGGCUCUUAUAGUAAUCCACAACGACUUCAGAAGAGGAAAAAGUUGGAUGGACCAUGCUUAAAGGAAAUAAGGUUGCUUAGGGCAUUGAAGAUUCUUAAUUUAAGUUUCUGUAAACAACUUCGUAGUCUUGGUGACUUUGACCAACUCCCUGCACUUGAGACAUUAAUACUUAGAAAUUGCAUUGGUUUGCUUGAGGUUUGUGAAUCAAUUGAGCAAUGUGUUGAGCUUGUCCUCAUUGAUCUAAGCUAUUGCAACAAGCUUGAAAAGCUUCCAAGAAGCAUACACAUGUUAAAGAAGGUUAAAACAGUGUUGCUAGAUGGUUGUAAUUUCGGGGAAUCUCGAAUCGUGAAUAGGGAUAUAAAGUCACCAGAAAUGUACAGUGGCAUAAACACAAGAACCUCUUCCUCCUCCUUUGUGGGUGAUAUACCAAAUGAUUUGAAGUCUUUCACACUUUCAUUACCGGGAUCUUUACAAAGGUUGUCACUUGCAAAUAAUAAGUUGUCUGUUGAAUCUUUUCCCAUGGACUUCAAUUGCCUAUCGAUGUUAAAGGAAUUAUAUUUAGAUGGAAAUCCGAUCACUUCCAUGCCGGAUUGUUUGAGAACCCUUCCUAGUCUUGAGAUACUUGGUAUGAGGAACUGUGAUUUAUUGAAGUCGGUUGUGUAUCCUCCACGUACACUAAAAAAGUUGUGGCUUAAUUCUCGUCACGAGUAUGAUGAAACUGUCAUAGAAAAAGUUGUAUUUGAUCCACAAAUGUCCCCACUUCGGUUAUCAUCAAAUGCAAUAGAUUUUGUACCUUGGUCAUAUGAAAUUGAAGGGAUGCUCAAAAUCCAACCAAUGGGGGGUGUUGAGGAAAACGUAUUAUGUAGCUUGGGCUGGACUAACAUAGACUUCCUUAACAAAAGGCGUGUGGAGACUAAUUCUUCGGAAUCAAAAAUCCAGAUGAUUUACGAAUUUGGAAUAUUCAGCACAAUGUAUGGGGUAGAGGAGAUGCCGAGUUGGAUUAGGGAUAGAUGCUUGGGCCCGUCAAUAUCAUUUUUCAUCCCAUCAACUCCAAACAAGCUUAGAGGACUCAACUUCUGCUAUGUGCAGAUGUUGCGAUUUCUAGAUGAUCAAGCCCCUCCUUCACCAAUUAUCACAAUCAGUAAUAUAACAAAGGAUCACACAUGGAUAUACGAACGUUUUAUGGACAGAUAUUGUAUAAAUCGAAAGUGUUGGGUGGUGUUAAGUCAUUGGAUGUUUGGAAUGAAUGAGAUGGAGGCUGGUGACCAUGUUACUAUCACUGUUACAGUUACAGAUCCGUAUGAAGAACGUAUAAAGGAGUGUGGGGUGAGUCUUGUGUAUGAUGAUGGGGACAAGAUGGAUGAUGAAGAAGAAGAUGUGUUGGGUUAUUAUAAGUCAUGGAAUCACAUCAUUGGUGGAGAUCUCUCCCCUUUUCAAACAACAACUGGAGAAUGCAUUCUACACAACAAGCGGUUUUUUGAGUAUGGCGUUGAUCUGUUCCCAUAUCAUCGUAAAUUGGUUGGAGAGGGCUCCAGCUAUCAAGUACAAGAGACAGAGUGGUUUAGAGCUUUUUCCCCAAGGAAAACAACAUAA
Lactuca saligna is the source of this 3597-nucleotide messenger RNA. NCBI's taxonomy places the organism in Eukaryota, Viridiplantae, Streptophyta, Magnoliopsida, Asterales, Asteraceae. The record is from the annotation of a GenBank genome assembly.